Molecule: messenger RNA, 2617 nt
Organism: Spirodela intermedia
Lineage: Eukaryota; Viridiplantae; Streptophyta; Magnoliopsida; Alismatales; Araceae
Source: the annotation of a GenBank genome assembly
AUGAACGGGCAUGUGAUUUCUACUGUUGGGAGAUCGACGAACAUUAAGUGGCAUGAAUGCCCGAUUGGGAAGCUCGAAAGGCAGAGCUUACUCGGGCAAAAAGGAUGUAUCGUUUGGAUCACUGGCCUUAGUGGUUCAGGUUUGUCGCAUGAACUCAGCUAUCCUGUCAUCUAUCCGUUGUCCGUAUUUUCACUUGGAAGUUUUGAAUUUUUUUUCUCCUCUGCACUACUUUGCUGUUAUCUUAAUGAUUUCUGGUGACAGAUGGGAUAUCUUGGAAACGGAAAAUGCAGAGACAUUGUUUAAUUUUAAAACACUGAGCAAUAGCGUCAGUUUUUCAAAAAUAUUUAAUUUUAAGACCAUUUUUUUUAAUAUCCAUAUUUUUAUUUUAUUUUUUGAAUCUCCAGUUCAAUGUUACUUUUCUGUAUAAGUUUUCUGAAUCAUCAUCUAAAAGUGGAAUUGGUGCUAUAGCUAGUUAUUUUGGCAGUGGAGCAAACGGGCUUUGGAGUCAUUCAAGAACAGAUGCUAAGGAGAAAUUAAUUGAGCAGAUGGCAUGACGUGAUGCUAAAUAAGUUGACUCCCCAGCACUUACUUCUAUAGAAAUCGAGGGAUUUGAUGCUGGAUUCCCGUGAGAGCAUUUUACUCUCUCUCUCUCUCUCUCUCUCUCUCUCUCUCUCUCUCUCCCUCUCUCUCUCUCCCUCUCUCUCUCCCCCUCUCUCUCCCUCUGUUGUGGAAGGUUUCCUUUCUAGCUUUUUUUCUCUGCCUUUCAGGAUCAUAGGAUUCGUGAACUCUCUGCUUCGAAAUAAAUCUUCUCGUGCUGUGAAUUUACUGACGAGAAUCGCAGGAAGGAUUUAUCUUACAGGAGAUCAAGUUACUUUAUCACAUUAUUUGGUAACAUUGAGAAGUCCUGUAAUUCCUUCGAGGCAAGAUGAUCAUGUAUGAUGAAAGGAUUGUGAAUUCUUUUUUAAAAAGUUAAAAUUUCUUUCAUUCAAUGGAUAACCCUGACUUCCACGAGGUAGACUCUAGGGAGGGCAGGCCCAUGCCCCAUGCCUCGCCGGAGUUUAAAGUAGUUCUGAACAUAAUAUCCAUAUCUUGUGGCAAUUUCUGUGGAACAUAAUGGCAAAUGUGGGUUACAAGCAGAUGUAGCAAAUUUUCAUGCAAUAUUUUCUUCUGAAGAAAAUUAUAGAAAAAUUGCAUUUGUUCUUUCAGGUAAGAGCACUCUGGCAUGUGCAUUAAGCCGGGAACUGUACUGCAGAGGCCGUUUAUCCUAUGUUCUUGAUGGGGAUAACCUCAGGCAUGGAUUGAACAGUGACCUGGGCUUCAAGCAAGAAGAUCGUGCAGAAAAUAUACGGAGAAUUGGUGGGUACCGUCACUAGUUCUUCAUGAUACCGACUCAUCUUCAACUUUCUAUGGUCAUUUUUAUCUUCUUAUUUGAGACCAUUUACCUCAACAAUCGACGAUUCUUUGAUAUUAAAACCCACAACUGUUUGGCAGAAUCAUUCAAUCGUGCUCUAGGGCAUCGUGGCAUAGGCCCUUUGGGAUUUUAUUUUUUUUCUUCUCAUAUCAGUCUUGAUCCGGUGUGUUAUCACAUGGCAGGGGAGGUAGCGAAGCUCUUCGCAGAUGCUGGGGUCAUCUGUAUUGCCAGCUUGAUUUCCCCUUACAGGAGGGACCGCGAUGCUUGCCGCGCCUCAUUGUCUGAGGGUACUUUUAUUGAGGUCAUUUCUUCUCCCCAUUAUCAACUCUGCCAGCGUAGAAUGUCUAGUCUAUCGCAGAGCCAUCAUUCUACUCCACGCUUUGUAUGAUUCAUCCACGCCUUGUCCUGUCAAGAAAAGCUUAUAUAAAAUAUAUACUGCGGCAGGUCUUCAUGGACAUGCCGUUGGAACUGUGUGAAGCAAGGGACGUAAAAGGCCUGUACAAGCUUGCACGCGUGGGAAACAUAAAAGGUGGGCCCCUGGCAUUCAGAGCUCCCCCCAUUCAUCAUGGAAAAAAAAACCUGAUUUUUUUUUUUUCCUCGAGGUCAAUAUUUAUGAAUCUACGAAAGUUAUUAUAAAACCUUUUUUAUUCAUUAUAAGUGAAAUAGAAUUCGAGCUGACCCAACCAUGCUAGCUUAAUGGUUCAUUUAACCAGUGCUGGUUGUUCUUACUUGGGUAUGAAUAAUAUGGGUGUAUAUUUCCUAAUUACCUCAUAAAAUUGCUUCAGGUUUCACUGGAAUAGACGAUCCAUAUGAAGCACCUUUAAACUGCGAGGUAAGGAGCUUGAUUCCAUAUUCAAUGUUCUGAUCUCUGAUGACGUGAAGUUCAUUGGCGCAUUAAAUUAUUGAAGAAUUACAGCAGAAGAUGGGGGAUGAACCAUGAUGGAAUAUAUUUUCUCCGAUUCUAUUAUUUAAUUUAUUUUCUUACCGCAUGGUGGGUAGAAUUUCAUUAGAAAAACUAAAUCAUGAUUAGGGUUUUACCCCUGUUGGUAGAAAAUUGCUGUAAAAUUACUCAUAAGUCCCUAAAUGUUCUGAGAUUUAUCGUUUCAGAUUGUAAUACAGCAGAAGGAUGGGGUAUGCCCUUCGCCCAGCGCCAUGGCCGAGCAAGUCUUGUCGUACAUGGAGUCCAAGGGCUACCUUCGAGCUUAG